CAAAAACAUAUUUGAAUUUAUGUUUUACUCUACUAAGUUGUAAUGUUCAAUUAUUAAAACAAUAAUAAAACAAUUAUUAAUUAUUAUUAUUAUUAUUAUUUUUUUAAACGUUUUAAAAAUUAUCAAACUCGCCGUUGUCGUGUACACCGUGGGUACAAAACCCAUAAAUCAUCGUCUUUUUGUUUUUUAUCCGUUUUUCCUCGGCUUUUCGCUUAUUCGUUUGUUCGGUGGUUCGCUUGUUCAAACAGAGAGCCGAACCAUUCGCCGUAUCUGCAAUACGUACGUAACACGUAACGUGUCGACACAGAACACACCGAUCGAAACUGCACCAUCUUAACUCUUUACCGUUAUCCACUGUAACAAUACAGUUUCUAAUUUAUAACUCGGCCGUGCGAUAGACAAUCAUCAUAGAACGCACGGGUACAUGACGACGUCACGUCACUGCCAAGUUUUUGAUUCAUUCGCGCGCCAACAAUAGUGCAUCUGACCAUGUCCUCCGCUGACGUAAAUAACACAAAAACCGCCUUUGUCAAUGCAGCUGUUGAUCCGAUGCUGGACAACAACGUCAACAAUACUCCAUUCAAUGAUCUCCAUGUACAGUUCCUAAACACACUGGACAAUCUGGAAAACAACCAGCCCAACACCCAGCCAACAUCGCAUGUAUUGUCAUCAAGCUCUAAGUCAUUUAGUGACAUUCUGACUUCGUUACAAACAUUGGUGAUCAAUCAGAACAAGAAAGAUAAUGGUGACGAGUUUGAAGACAGUCCAUUUCCUGUACUUCAAAAUCUGGACAAGCUGAGUCUGACAUCAUAUUCUCUUAGCUAUUACAUCAGUCACUGUCUACCCAAUGAACAGACCGUGCCAGUUUUGUCGCUCAUCAACAAAGCAACUACUAUGUGGUUAUCUCAGUUGUUUCAAUUUUCUAACUGCGGGGCGUUUUACACAGAAAACAUGAUUUUGAGUUAUGAAAGAGUAAUACUGCUUGCAUUACAUCGUAUGUUUGGCCCAGAGUAUUUUAGUCCAUCUGGAUUGCCAAUAAUUUACUGCACACCAGAUCCGGUUUUGAUUAGCACUAUCAAGAGAACCGCUUUACAACUCGGAAUGAAUGAAAAAUGUGUGCAAAUCAUACCAUGUCUAUCAGAUGUACUAUACCCAUACAAAGCAGAUUUAAAAGCAUUUGAAAUUAUUAUAAAAAAUGAUGUUGAAAAUGGUAAAAAAACUCUGAUAGUUUUUGCAAGAGCCGGAGCACAUGUCACUGGUCAGAUGGACGAUAUUGUAGAUCUAAAAGAAUUAUGUAGUAAAUACAAUAUUUGGAUGCACUUGUCGGGUGAUAAUUUGUCAGGAUUAGCUUUAGCCAAAUUCAAAACUGAAAGUACUCCUAAUUUAGCCGAUAGUAUAACAUUGACACCAAGCAUCUGGCUAAAUAUUUCAGCAUUACCUGUUAUUACUUUAUUUGAUAAACAAUAUUCAAAUACAGAAAUAUUGAAUACUUACAAGAGUAAAUGUUUACCUGUUUGGUCAUGUUUUCAAGCUUUAGGAUAUGAUGCACUUAUUUUAAGGAUACAACAAAAAUUUGAAGUUUGUCACCGCAUCCAUAGUUUAGUUAAAAAAUACAAUUGCCUCAGAAUUUUGUGUGAAACAAAAGAUCGAAACUAUACAGUACCAAAUACAAUUAAUGAUGAAACACUUAAUGAGGAAACAGUUGCUGAUAUUAUUGCCAACCAUAGAAAUAUUCCAGAAUUAUUGCACAAUCUAAUAAGUUGUUUUAUUAUUCAAUUUGUACCAAAAGACUGCAAUCAAAGGGUUUCCCCUUAUUACAAUAAACUAAAUUCUUGGUUGGGUCAAGUUUUGGAGCGAGAAAUUCCUGAAGCCCCUUUAGAGCUAUGUGAGAUUGAAACUCUGGGUGUUGUAGUGGCAUUUUCACCAUUUACUAUUUUAAAUUCAUUGGUAACAGAAGAUGACUGGGAAACAUUUAGCAUAUGCUUGGAUCAACACAUUGAAAUUCUGCUAGCCACGGUUGACUAUAAAGAUAAACUAACCGGAUUAAUUGCACAAUUACCAUCAUUAGAAUAUGUUGAAAUUGAUGAUUGGGCUGGAUUGGGUGCUGUGAGAUAUGUGCCACAGCAGUGGCAAUCUUCUGCCCAACAAUUGGCUACUGAUCAAGCAAAACAAGAUUUAAAUAGAUUAAAUGUACGUAUUGUGCAACAGCUUCGUUCAAUCGAUGCUGCAUUUUCACUUGGAGAAGGAAGCGACAGUCUCGCCUGUGUCAGGUUUGGUAUGGUCACAGCUGAUACGGAUGUAGCAGAAUUGUUGUCUUUAGUUCAAAGUACUGGACGCAAAGAAGAAGAAUCUACCAAAUAUAUUGAUUCAAUGACUGAACUUGUAAAAAAAGGUAUAGAAACUGCGACUGUAGACUUAAAAAAAGAAACCGAAGAAAAGAUUUGGCAAGAAGGAAUUUUACGACAUGUGCCAGUUUUUGGUAACUUAGUGAAUUGGUGGUCGCCACCUGCAAAAAAUGCAGUGAAAGGUCGAUGGUUAGACCUUGAGGCAGGCGUUGUACGUUCAACUGAAGUUAUUUAUGAAAAAAAGGCUCAAGUAGAAGACCCUGAAAGUAAUGAAAGUGUCUCCGCCUUGCCCGAUGAAGCACCUUUGGAGUAAAUACAGUUUUGCCCAUAAACGCAUACCCGUCUAUUAAGUUUGCUAUAAUAUAUUUUUUUAUGAAUUUAUUUUCAUUUACAUGUAUGUUUUUAUUUAUAAAAAAAUUUAAAAGUUA
This is a messenger RNA of Sipha flava (yellow sugarcane aphid), 2773 nucleotides long. RefSeq names its product pyridoxal-dependent decarboxylase domain-containing protein 1. The transcript is spliced from 15 exons. The coding region runs from base 490 to 2658 and encodes 722 amino acids. Gene Ontology annotation, cellular component: intracellular membrane-bounded organelle. Gene Ontology annotation, molecular function: pyridoxal phosphate binding; carbon-carbon lyase activity. The record is from RefSeq and is a predicted model, not a curated record. Lineage: Eukaryota; Metazoa; Arthropoda; Insecta; Hemiptera; Aphididae. Gene Ontology annotation, biological process: carboxylic acid metabolic process.